AUGGCUAACGUCAGAAGUGUGCCCUGUUGGCAGGGUCAUCUAUUCCGACAUCACGGGAUCAUCCGUUUCUUCAACUCGAACUCUGUUCCCAAAACUUCUGGCUUUCCUCCUGAAAUCACCGCACAAAUACUUGGGCAUUUGACUACCGAAGACCUCAAAAUCUGUCGCUUGACUUGCAAAAAUCUUGACGUUCUGGCGUUUCCUUUCGUAUACAGCACCGUCCACGUACACCUCAACAGCAUCGAUCGCUAUCAGCGAAAUCUCUCCGUUCUUAAAGUCAUUAUAGCGCCUGAAACUGAUGGCCGACAUUUAUCCAUCGGGAAACACGUCAAGCAGCUCUGGAUACACUCACAUCCUGACAACGCUGGUAGACCCAAGCACCAAGCAUUUUGGAAUGGCAUAAUCAAGUCUCAGCGCCGCCUUGAGGAGCGGAUUUACGCAUCACUUCCUUUCAUGGUGGCCUUGAAGAAGAUCACCUGGGACGUCACCCAUCCUAUCCCUCGACGCUUCAUUGGCACUGUUAUGCGUCUAGCUCCCCAUAAACCAAUGCCUGUUGACCUGAAAUGCCAUUGGAAGUGUCUUUCUCUCUUCACAGACAUGACGCAUAUUCAUAGCAUUCUUCUUGACUGCUAUACCUCCGCGGGGCUGGAUUUACUACCAGACGUCAUUGCAAGAAACCCCAAGUUGAAAAUCCUUCGUAUUCAUAUGUACAGUCCUCAAACCAGCGCCCAAGCCAACAUGCAAGGCACUUUAUCGCUCUCUAUUCUAUUCGCCAAAAUUCCGCCAGGAACGGUCACUCAUUUUGAGCAGCUUUCUGUCGGGGGCCUCCGUUUAGGUCCAAAAUUGCCGCUUGCGCGCCUGCGACAUCUCAAGGCCCUGAACCUCAAUUUUUCUGAUGAGAAGAUUCCUAGGGACCUGUGGGACUUCUUGCGUGGAGAGGGUAUCCGUCUGACGGAGCUGUGCGUGUGUUCCACGAGUUGUGCUUUGUUGGAUUAUCUCGGCUCUUAUGAGGGCUUGGAGCGGUUAAAAAUUCAUACGAACGAUAAGGAUGCACAUGCGGAGCAAUUCUAUCAUGACGUCCUUCCAAAGCAUGCGAGAACCAUCGAGGAGCUGUGGGUUCAUCCAAAGCGGUGUGCUGGACCCGUCUGGGGUCUAGACAAAUACGUGCUGGACCAACUGUGUCGAUGUCGUAACCUAACUGAGCUUCAUAUUCCAGUUGGUCUGCAGGGGGUGAGUGCCGCGGACGAUGAUGAUGUCGUGACGCGUAUGCUUAAUAUACUAUCAUCACUUCAAUGGCCAGACCUUUAUAUCCUACGGUUUUUCUCUACCAUGGAUAUUCCGGCGGGCGCCAGCUUCACGCAAGUCUGUAAUCGUAUCGCGACAGUGCGCUUCACGGCCUCCGUGAAAUCUACAGAGAUACCCGGUCCCGCAAGGCUCAGUCGUCUUCUCGUCUGCGUGGACAGUCAUGCAUACAAACUAGUUUGUACCGUAGAUGAACACUCGAGGUAUGUCUGGAGGUUCCGAAUGGUCCAGUAUUUGGAUAAGUCCGAUACACUUGGGAAAGUAUUACAAGGUCGUCCUGCCAGGGACCUUCCAUUUUUCUAUGCUACUCGCCUUUACAGGGAAGAUGAUGAUGAGUAA
Molecule: messenger RNA, 1641 nt
Organism: Guyanagaster necrorhizus
Lineage: Eukaryota; Fungi; Basidiomycota; Agaricomycetes; Agaricales; Physalacriaceae
Exons: 6
Coding region: 1-1641 (546 amino acids)
Molecular function (GO): protein binding
Source: RefSeq, a predicted model, not a curated record